AUGGGUAUACAUAACUCAAAAGAAAAUCAUCGAUUAAAAUCCUCAACUAGUGAUAAUAAUACCUGGCGAUCAUCAAUUACUACGACAAAUAAAUCGUUUACUAUCAAUAAAAGAAAUGAUUAUUAUGGAUGGCAAGAAAUUUAUCGUGAUUCACAUGUUGAUUGGCUUCAUGGAAUAUCAGAAUUAUUUGGUUUUGCUCAUCAUACAUUUACAUGUAAUUCUGAACUUCAUAGUAUAUGUGCACCUGGUUUUUGUUCAGAAUCUUUAUCACGUAAACUUCAUGGUUUUUCACGAUGUUCAACAAAAAAAUUUCGUUGUACAUCUCGUUCAAUUCUUCCAUCAUCAUCAACAUCAACAAAAAGUAAAAAAUUACGUGAACAUUUUGAAUAUAAUCAUAUACCAGCAAUGAUUAGUUCAUUACAAAAUUAUUCUGUCCAUAGAAUAGUUAAUGGUUGUUCAAUAUCGGGUUUUAAUCAUGGUGAUACAAUCAUGUUAUCAAUUUAUUCUGUUGUUUUAGAUAAAACAAAAUUUAUUAUUGUGGAUUUAAAAUUAAAUAGAUAUGUUUGUGCACUUGGUGAUGAUUAUAAUGGAUUAAUUGAUGCAAGUAAAAUUCAUGCAGCUUGGUCAAUGGAUAGAACACAAGUUAUUAUACGUGUACCAAUUAAUGGUGGAUCAGCUGCAUUAGAUUUUUAUAAAAUUAUAAAAAAAGAAGCUAAACUUUAUCGUCGAAUUUUUCCAAUUGAUAUUCAUGCUCAAUUUCAAUUUAGUCCUAAUUAUUGGUCAUCUCGUUUAGCUAUGUAUACAUAUUCAACUCAACAUCAAAGUACAUUAAUUAGUUAUAAUAUAGCUGCAUUAACACCUGGAGGCUCAAAUAAAAUUCAAACACACACUAUUUCAUUGAAUGAACAAUAUAUUGGAUCAUAUUUGACUUUAAAAAAUGUACAUGCAUGGUCAACAUAUAAAUAUGAACAUAUUUCAUUUGAUGAAGGAUUUCGUCUUCUAUCAAUUAUUUAUACACCUGAUAGUGUUUAUAUUAUAUUAACAUUUGCAGAUACACGAUGUCACUGUGGACAAACACUACCUAUUAGUUAUUUUGAUAUAUACAAUGCAAAUACAUUGCAACGUUUAACUCGUAUCCAUCAACAAUUAAUGUCUCAUAUAUGUCCAUUGCAUAUGUGUCGGAAUUUUUUAACACCGAUUUUUUCUGUAUCAUCUUCAAGAAUGGCAUUUUGUACAACAAAAAAUAAUGGUGGAAGAGAUUUACAAGUAUCAAUUAUUGUCUUACCAAAUGAACUUAAUUUAAAAUCUAUUUGUCGUCGUUUAUUGAUACAUUAUUUAUAUGAAUCAAAUGGAAAAAUUGAAGAUAUUACUCGUGAACUACCUUAUCGUCUCAUUCAAUAUAUUCAAUAUAGGCCGGAAUAUCAAUAA
Messenger RNA from Rotaria sp. Silwood1, 1428 nucleotides. The record is from the annotation of a GenBank genome assembly. Lineage: Eukaryota; Metazoa; Rotifera; Eurotatoria; Philodinida; Philodinidae.